AAAUGCUUAAAGUUGCAAAUAAAAUGCAUUUUUUUUUUUUUUUGGUUUUACACAAUUCCACCCACAAAAAUCACAUUAAACUAUAAAAAAAAACAGAAAACAUAAAAAACAAACAAGAAAAAAUAGAAGAAAAAACAUUAACAAUAAAGAAAGAGAGGCUUUGAUAAGUAGGCUAGGCUAUACGUUGCAGCAACAACACACUAACGGUUGUUUGGGAUUUGUCAUUGUUGUCAGACGAUGGUUGCUGCUGCCGCUGUUGUAACUUCUUUUUUUCCCUCUUUUCUUUUUUGCAACGCCAAAAGACAAUAGAAAGAUUUGUCUUUGCUGCAAUAACUGGCAGCAGCAGCAGCAGCAACAUUAGCCAGCCUGCCUGCCGCAGCAACAACAAUUGUUUUUCUUUAUGAGCAUUAGCAUUAUGCUCCCUCCCUCUACCUUGUGUAGACACAUAAAGAAAAAAUUGCAUUUACAUGGGCCAAAGAAAGAGAAAAGAAAUGAGGCGUAGGGAGACAAAGGCCACGCCUACUUUGGCAUAACUUCAACAGAAGCAACAUCAGCAACAUCUUCGAUAACAGCAACAGCAGCAGCAGCAGCAGCAGGCACAUCAUAUUUGAGGAGGCAUCCACAUCUCUGAGACUAAUGGGUUUUGCCAGCAGUCAUUAACUUUAAGGAGGUUUUUUAAGCUUGCUUUUAGGUUUUUUUUUAGGUUUUUUUAGGUUUUUUUUUUAAGUUUAAACUACUUGAUUAAGAGGCGGUGAUUAAAAAUCAUUGAAGCUUUGAGAGAGCUAUUAUUUUGUUAGUAAAAGAGAUUUAAAAUAAUGAUUACUUUAUCAAAAUAAACACAUAAUAACAUUAGCAGGGAAAGCCUUUCGGUUUUUUUUUAAUAUUCGUAAUUAAUAUUUAAUUAUAAAGGAAAUAUUUUUAAAGAGUUUAAAAACUUUAAGAGCUAAAUUGCAAGCUAAAAAAGCACAAACUACUUUUAUUAAAUUGCUUUAAAAUCUUAAAACUUAUGUUAAAAAGUAAUUUAACUUUUUUAGCUCCCUGAAAAUAGCAAACAUUUGCUUAGAGAAAAGUUUGUUUUUGUUGAAAAUUUCUAUUAAAAGUCAUAAAUAUCCCAAUUUUAUUCGAUUUGUAGCCUUAAUCGGCAGAGCAUAGUCUUAAUUAACAUUUGGCACGCAUCAGCCACAAGCAGCGGGCUAUAAAUUAAUGCACUAAAAAUAAAAACUAAGACUUUUAAAAGUUAAAAAAAAGAAUUUUCCAACAAUAACAAGUUCUUUCUCUGAUAUUUCCCCUUAAAAAAAAAGUUUUCUUUCUUUAAGUAAAAAUCUAAAAGAAAAAUCUAAGAAUUAAAAAACAUUUCCUAACCAUUUCCCAACCAUUUUCUCUCUCUGCCACACAACCGUUGCUGCAAGCCAGCACAUUUUCCUGGGUGUUGUUGCAGCUAAAUGAAAUUUGCCGCUAGUUGGCUAACGACAAGCACAAGGAAAGCACUAAACAACAGCAGGACGGUUUACAUCAAAUGAAGCAAAAUCAAGCUUAAAACAAGGAGCUAAGAUUAAAUCACAACGAAAUCAACAACAAUAGUUACUUUAUAAGCAAGUAAGGAUCGCCUAGAAUGGACCACUAAGAAGGCAAAAAUAUCAUAAAAGAUCUGCAGAAAAAGGAAAUCAUCGAAAAUCGCCUUAAACUCCAAACUUUCCAAAAGAGAAUUUCCCACAAAUAAUCCACCAACAUAACCCUAAGCUACCAAGCCACAAAAACCCAAAAGCAAAGCAACCUUGCCACUUUGCAAAAGUGCUUUGGGCUUAAAUCAGAGCCCCGCCAUGCACAAAAGAAAGAAAGGCUAGAACUUCGAGAGUAGAGUGAGAAGAAAAGUAGAGGAAAAUUACACAAAAUUAAACCAGCUACGAAAGGAAAACUAAACAUCAAGCAAUCACAAUCUAAAGCUAAUCACAACCCUAACUAGAAAGCCAAACAAAAUGGUGCUAAAUCUCCUUUUCAUAACCACUGUGAUCAAGUCAACGUUUGGCGUGGUGACCACAGGACUCUGGCUAAUACCCUUGAUGCUGGCUGCCAUAACAUACUAUCGCUAUGAUGCCGUAGAUCCCGAAUCAAGACCUUUAGAUCAACUAAAUCUAUAUCCAGAAUAUGAUUUUAUAGUGGUUGGCAGUGGUUCGGCUGGUGCUGUGGUGGCCAAUCGUUUGAGUGAGGUACGGAAAUGGAAAGUUCUGCUGAUAGAAGCCGGUCCAGAUGAAAACGAGAUCUCGGAUGUACCAUCGUUGGCGGCCUAUUUGCAGUUGAGUAAACUGGAUUGGGGCUACAAGACGGAACCCUCGACCAAGGCGUGUUUGGGAAUGCAAAAUAAUCGUUGCAAUUGGCCAAGAGGACGAGUUUUAGGCGGCAGUUCAGUACUUAACUAUAUGCUCUAUGUUCGUGGAAAUCGCAAUGAUUACGAUCAUUGGGCCUCACUGGGUAAUCCAGGCUGGGAUUAUGAUCAUGUUUUGCGGUAUUUCAAGAAAUCCGAAGAUAAUCGUAAUCCCUAUUUGGCUAAUAAUAAAUACCAUGGUCGUGGUGGAUUGCUAACCGUUCAGGAAUCUCCCUGGCAUUCACCAUUGGUGGCAGCCUUUGUCGAAGCCGGAACUCAAAUGGGCUAUGAGAACAGGGAUAUAAAUGGUGCCAAACAGGCGGGCUUUAUGAUAGCCCAAGGAACCAUAAGACGCGGUUCAAGAUGCUCCACGGCCAAGGCUUUCCUGCGACCUAUACGUUCGCGUAAGAACUUUCAUCUCUCAAUGAACUCCCAUGUGACCCGGAUCAUCAUUGAACCUGGCACAAUGAGAGCCAAAGCUGUGGAAUUUGUAAAGCAUGGCAAGGUCUACCGAAUAGCAGCACGCAGGGAGGUCAUCCUUUCAGCCGGUGCCAUUAACUCCCCUCAACUUAUGAUGUUAUCCGGUUUGGGGCCAAGGAAACAUCUGGAAAAGCAUGGAAUACGAGUAUUACAAGAUCUACCAGUUGGCGAGAAUAUGCAGGAUCAUGUGGGUAUGGGUGGACUUACCUUCCUAGUGGAUAAACCAGUGGCCAUUGUCCAAGAUCGCUUCAAUCCCACAGCUGUUACUUUUCAAUAUGUGCUACGGGAACGAGGACCUAUGACCACUUUGGGUGGCGUUGAAGGACUUGCCUUUGUCCAUACACCCUACUCCAAUCGCAGUCUCGACUGGCCGGAUAUACAGUUCCAUAUGGCACCUGCUUCCAUAAACUCCGAUAAUGGAGCCAGAGUUAAGAAGGUAUUGGGAUUGAAGGAAUCGGUUUAUCAAGAAGUCUACCAUCCCAUAGCCAACAAGGAUAGUUGGACAAUAAUGCCGCUGCUUUUGAGACCCAGAUCUAGGGGUUCGGUCAAAUUAAGAUCAGCAAAUCCAUUUCACUAUCCCCUUAUCAAUGCCAACUACUUUGAGGAUCCGCUGGAUGCCAAAACCUUGGUAGAGGGCGCCAAGAUAGCUCUACGUGUGGCCGAAGCUCAGGUCUUUAAGCAAUUCGGUUCGAGAUUGUGGCGAAAACCUUUGCCUAAUUGCAAACAGCAUAAGUUCCUUUCGGAUGCUUACUUAGAGUGUCAUGUGAGAACCAUUUCGAUGACCAUCUAUCAUCCAUGUGGCACUGCCAAAAUGGGUCCAGCCUGGGAUCCCGAAGCUGUGGUUGAUCCCCGCCUACGAGUUUAUGGUGUUCGUGGCCUGAGAGUGAUUGAUGCUAGCAUUAUGCCAACGAUUAGUAGUGGCAAUACCAAUGCUCCAGUGAUAAUGAUAGCGGAAAAGGGCGCUGAUCUCAUCAAGGAAGAUUGGCUAACAAAUCCCGAGUACAAAGUCAAAAGGCAGGCACAAGUCAGAGAUGGUCAGCCAGCUGCUAGUAAUAUACAAAGCAUCAUCACCUUGCCCGCCAGCAACAUCAGUCAAAGUGACAGCAGCACCAGCACCAGCAGCAGCAGCACUAGCAACAUCAUCAGUGACAGGAGCAACAUUGAGAGCAAUUUCACCAACAGCAGUCACAUAAAUUUCAGUAACUUCAGUAAUAGCAGCGACAUCGACAGCAGCAACUUCACACUCAACUAUGCAGAUAGUUAGUGACUUUAAAUAGCAAACCGAGCUGUAAGUUAGCUCCAGAUUUUGUGCUCAGGGCUCUCAUUAGCUUUAAACACUCACAAAAGUGUCCACAACGAGAAAGAAGAAACAACACAAAAUUUGUGUUUGCCAUUGGCUAAAGUAACUUGUUGAGAUGGAAACUCUUUGGAUUGGAGGAUAACUCAACGGAAAGCCACAAUGUGAUUCAAAAUGCUGUAUAAAAUGCUUAGAAUUUCCCAGAAAUUUCCACCACUAGAACCAGAAGCUAUUAACUUACAUAACUUAUUCAUGAGAUCCACCAAAAAAUUUAAACAUUUUAAUGCGGCAAUCUUGUAAGCUGCCUAAACUUGUUUAUGGAAACAUUAAAAAACAACUGACGAUCAUAAAAAGGUUUAUAAUCUGGCAUUAAACUUUAUAUUUCCAACUGCUUUUAGUUCAAGAUUGAGAAGUAAACCAAAAGAAUGUUCUUCUUCCUCAAAAGUUAAAGCGGAAAAUGAAAAUGAUUCUUGACAGAAAAGGAGUUCCAAAAUCAUACUUCCCAUUGAAUCUCAUCAUCUGACGACGUCCUUAAAAAAACAUAAUUCACAACGAUCCAUUGCUAGACGGAAUCCAGAAAUCGAGUCAUAGAUUAAAUGCUUAACUAUCUUGUAUUCCUAGCUAUAAUAAUUAUUGUUGUUCUUCUUAUUUUUUCUUUUUUUUUUUUGUGUAUUAUUUAUAGUUCGUUAUGCUAAGUUAAUUUAAUAUUGUUUGACUAUUUAUAGGAGACACGCCCAUUGAAAGCAUUAUUUAAACGACAUUCUAUUUAAUAAAUUAAAUUUGCAUAAACAUUAAAAAGGCCGAAGGGUGUUGUUAUUCGCUGACAGCCGAAAAGCAGGCAACAGAAAUGAGGUAAGCAAGUUGAAAUAAAAACCAUUAACAGUGACUCAUUGCGUGGUUAAGUAUGUUUUGUAAAUGAAAUUUUUAAGGUGCCUAAACUAUGUUUAGUCUAAAAGAGUUACUAAUUAUUAAUCAUAAGUUAGUUAAGCUAAAAAUCCUUUACAGUUCCAAAGGAUUUCCACUUCGUUAACUAACUUUUGAUAGCACAAAUUCUUAAACUAAAAACCUAUAAAUAAUAUUACACUUUUCUUUAUAAAAAUUACAUCAUGAGCCAUGUUUGAUUGAUAGAUUACAUCACCAGUUACCAAAUAAAUGCCGCCCUUAGCCAAAAAUACUCAAUAAAAGACCCAGCCCAGGGGUUUACAUAGCAUAGCCUAACAUUUGGGCGCGGUAGUAAAAUUAAGGCCUACCAUCACGCAACAUUCUGGUGUAGAAA
Messenger RNA from Drosophila eugracilis, 5415 nucleotides. RefSeq names its product glucose dehydrogenase [FAD, quinone]. NCBI's taxonomy places the organism in Eukaryota, Metazoa, Arthropoda, Insecta, Diptera, Drosophilidae. The transcript is spliced from 2 exons. The record is from RefSeq and is a predicted model, not a curated record. Gene Ontology annotation, molecular function: flavin adenine dinucleotide binding; oxidoreductase activity, acting on CH-OH group of donors. The coding region runs from base 1977 to 4106 and encodes 709 amino acids.